AUGCUUAUUAAAAUUUGUUUUUUUAUUACUAUUAUUUCUAAUAUUUCUUGCUCAUUACGAUUACCACGUAGUGCAUUACGAGAACCAAUUUCGGAAUACAAUAAAGAAAAGAAUAAAUAUGAUAUUGCAUGGGCUGAUUGGAAUGGUGGACAUGAUAGUGGUUAUCAGAGUAAAAAAGAUGGUCAUCAUGAAAAAGAUUUGACAAAUUUUAAACAUGCAAUAAAAGAGGAAGGUGAAAAGCAUGCAUUAAAAUCAGCUACCGGUGCAGGUAAACAUGCAUUAGCUACAGUUGAAAAAGGUGCAUCAAAGCAUCUUGAUCAUGCUAGUGCACUUGGAAAAGAUGUUAAAGCAAAAACAUUUGGAUUCUUUGAUUAUCAAUAUAAACAACCGGAAUAUCAUGUGGAACAAUUUUACACUGAUGAAAAACAUCGUCAAAAAGUUGGAACAGAUCGUUUGCAUCAUACAUCAAAAGAUCAUAAAUCAGAUGCACAUCAAGCAUCCGGUUGGGGUAAACAUGGAAAAGGAUAUCAUAAUGAUGCAAAAGGUCUUGAUGCACAUGAAAAUGGUGGAGAAUUUCAUGAUGGUUGGGCAAAUAAUUUCCAGAAAGGUUAUGAGCAUGAAGGUGAAAAGGAUUAUUCUAAAGGACAUGAUAUACAUAAAGGACAUUAUCAUCAUGAUACAUCUCCUCCUCAUCUUCCUAAUCAUCAUAAUCAUCAUCAUCAUCAUGGAAAUCAUGAUACUCCAUAUGAGCAUAGUUAUGGACAUGGAUCCGGUAUGUGGGAUUAUCCGGUAGAAUAUGAUGUUUGGGGUAAAUGGCGUCAUGGAUGGGAGCAUGGAUUAGAUUGA
This is a messenger RNA of Brugia malayi, 846 nucleotides long. RefSeq names its product SMC family, C-terminal domain containing protein. The coding region runs from base 1 to 846 and encodes 281 amino acids. The transcript is spliced from 5 exons. NCBI's taxonomy places the organism in Eukaryota, Metazoa, Nematoda, Chromadorea, Rhabditida, Onchocercidae. The record is from RefSeq and is a predicted model, not a curated record.